Messenger RNA from Patiria miniata (bat star), 2730 nucleotides. Its product is annotated as D-aspartate oxidase-like. NCBI's taxonomy places the organism in Eukaryota, Metazoa, Echinodermata, Asteroidea, Valvatida, Asterinidae. Gene Ontology annotation, molecular function: D-amino-acid oxidase activity; FAD binding. The transcript has 11 exons. The coding region runs from base 152 to 1195 and encodes 347 amino acids. The record is from RefSeq and is a predicted model, not a curated record.
UGUACUUCACAGUGUCAAACUUCACAGAGUUUGUGCAAAACCAUUUGUUUAUUCUACACAACUAGCCAUGUCUGUCAUCACACUAGGGGCAAGUGCGAGUAAGCUCAGGGGAGGCAAUCAAACGCCCUCAACGUGAUAAACGUAUACCAAAAUGGUCUACCGAGUUGGUGUGGUUGGAGCAGGGGUCAUCGGACUGUCAACGGCUUACAACAUUAAAGACAGAAUCCCUGAUGCCGAGGUGACGAUAGUUGCUGAUAGGUUCUCACCGAACACUACGGGCGAUGGCACCGGAGGGCUGUGGAUGCCUUACAUGUUGGGAAGCACUCCUACCGAAUCAGUCAUGAAGUGGGGCAAACGUACGUGGGAUCACCUCAUAAAGAUUUUGCGCUCCCCAGAGGCUGAUGCAGCUGGAGUUUCUAUACAUUCUGGUCACAUCCUGUACGAACAGAAACCGGAGCAGGAUCCAUUUUGGAAAGACAUGGUCUUCCACUUCAAACAUUUCACCCAGCGUGAGUUGGACAUCUUGUUUCCGGGUGUUAAAUUCGGUGUACAUGCAACUAUGAUGUUCUGUUUGUGUCUACGAUACCUCCCAUGGCUUAUGCAAAGGUACAAGGCAAUCGGAGGAAGGGUGAUGAAGCAGCGUCUGUCUUCCCUAGAUGAGAUUGCAGAUUUGUAUGAUGUCAUCGUCGCUUGUCCCGGCGUGAGAGCGCGACACUUGCUUGAUGAUAAAGAAGUCUACCCAAUCAGAGGGCAGAUUGUAACAUUCACCAAUCCUAGAUCUGCCAUGAGUUAUUUAGAAACUACAAAGCCAGACGAUAGCAGCGACACAUAUUUUUUGCCGUCACCUUCCGCUGAGUACAUCCACUGUGGAGGAACAGCCCAAGUCAAUAAUUGGAACGAGGAGUCGGACCCGGAAGAUGUCAAAGGCAUCAUUGAAAGAUGCACUAAGCUUGUACCUAGCUUGAAGAGUGCUAAAGUGGUAAGCACCUGGGCAGGCUUGCGUCCAGGUCGUUCCAGCAUCAGACUAGAGAAGGAAGACAAGAUGAUCGGAGGAAAGUUGAAGAAGGUUGUGUACAACUAUGGUCAUGGAGGCUCUGGCAUUACACUACACUGGGGAUGUUCCUUAGAGGCCACAGAGCUCGUUCGACAGUCCAUCGCAGAGCUGCAAGCAAUCGGACCAACAUCAAAACUGUAACCAGCAUAAAUUCAUCCCAGCAAAAAAAAAACCUUUACAUGGACAGCCUUUUUUGAACAGGUCAGUAGUUCCACCGCAGUAAUGGCUGGUCGCUUAUUAUUCUAUGCAUAUGCAUGUACGUAAAUCACUUGUGAGAUUGCAACAUAAUACAGGUACCAGUAUGAGAUCCAGUCAUCAAUUAUAAUGAAUUUUUAUUUUUGUUGUACAGUGCGUCCCAAAAUACCCGCAACUUUUUUGCGAGGCUCUAGCAUUGGCAGGAAACACAUACCGCCAUUAUUUUUACAUCAUAUUAAAGCUUGAAAUCUGAAAUUUAUCCCUGCCAAGUAUUGGUUUGAUAUUUAAAAAGUUUUGAAAUUAUUCGUGUCCAAAUAAAGGCAUGUCCAAAACAAACUCAACCGAUUUCAAGGAAAAUCACAAUCCUCGCUUAUACAUGUUAUACAUGUACUACCAGUGAGUCAGUAUUUCAUAUUCCUGAAUUAACACUGCACUGGUACAUCUGCGUUCUGCGCGACAUCACGCAGUACGCACUGCUAUCUCCAUAUGAGGAGUUGUUUUACCAGAGGCAGGGGCGGCGGAACCGGGGGGGCUGGGCGGGCACUUACCCCUUUUGCAUACGUAAAUGUGCCCCCUCGAGCAUAAAUGUGGCCCCUCGAGAUGAAAACAAAACUGGCCCUAAAAUUUCAGAUAAUUAUUAGACCAUUUGAUUUUACGGAGGCCAAGUGUCCGGUGAAAAAAACGUGUCAACAUUUCAGCACAGAUGUGCAAGUGCCCCAUUUUGGUGAUUCCCCCCAGUUCGAAAACCGUUCCGCCGCCGCUGACCAGAGGGCCUUACCAUUGUAUAGCUAGAGGGAUGUUUUGUUGGACAAAAUCGUUGGAAAUUUAUAAUUUUUGACUUUUGUUUUACUAUUGUGGAACAAAAAGUUUUGAUUUUUUGACCUAAAAGGUAUUUAUGAAUGGUAAUAAAUGUGUGCUUGGUCGGUAUUAAACACUAUGUUUAAGGCCGGUUGUAGUCUGGAUGUUGAUAAUAAUUACCCUCGUCUAAUCAGCAUCCAGCCUCCAACCGGUCUUAAUCAGAGUGUUGAAUACCUCCCAAUCACACAUUCAUUCCCUUAACAAUAAUUGUAUUUACAUGUAUUUACAUAUGCUAAUAUGAUGGUAUUCUGAAUUUACCAAAGUAAAUCAAAUUAAAGUUUUAUGUAAAAUUAUACCUGUCUGGAUUUUUUGUGGGGGUGGGGGGGGGGGGCAAAGGGUUUUGCUUUCUCCUAAAUUCAGUUUUACCAGAAGCUCUUUUCUUUCUGUCUUUUUAGGAAUUCACGUUUUGAAUAAUUUGUUGGUUAAUUUUUUAAUAGGAAUUUUCCUUUUUCAUUUUAGAGGUACACCUCCGUCAUUCAGUUUUCAAUUUGGCACAAUGGGAAUUUAGAAAAAAAAGUACACAUGCGAUGUGCAUGUAAACCUGUACAGGGUGAGUCAAAAAACACGAAACCCAGAUGUUGGAACUAUUGUUUUAUUGAAGUUCUGCAUGUAGCACUUUCAAA